UUUGACGGGAAGAGGGCACAGAACGGUCUCAGGGUUAAGGGUUGGGGCUGACGUCAGGAGCCAAGAUGGCGGCAGUGGCCGGGUUCUCCUUGAGGCGACGGUUUCCGGCCACGGUCCUUGGCGGAAGCUGCCUGCAGGCCUGCCGAGGGGCCCAGACAGCUGCAGACAGAGCUCCCCGAAUCAAGAAAUUUGCCAUCUACCGAUGGGACCCAGACAAGACUGGAGAUAAACCUCGGAUGCAGACAUAUGAAAUUGAUCUAAAUAAAUGUGGUCCCAUGGUGCUGGACGCGCUCAUCAAGAUCAAGAACGAGAUGGACGCCACCCUGACCUUCCGGAGGUCCUGCAGAGAAGGUAUCUGUGGCUCGUGCGCAAUGAACAUCAAUGGAGGCAACACUCUGGCCUGCACACGCAGGAUCGAUACCAACCUCGGCAAAGUCUCCAAAAUCUACCCCCUGCCGCACAUGUACGUGAUCAAGGACCUCGUUCCCGAUUUGAACAACUUCUAUGCCCAGUACAAAUCCAUUGAGCCCUAUUUGAAGAAGAAGGACGAGUCCAAGGAAGGCAAGCAGCAGUAUCUGCAAUCCAUAGAAGACCGCGAGAAACUGGAUGGGCUGUAUGAGUGCAUCCUCUGUGCCUGCUGCAGCACCAGCUGCCCCAGCUACUGGUGGAACGGAGACAAGUACCUGGGGCCCGCGGUCCUCAUGCAGGCCUACCGCUGGAUGAUCGACUCCAGGGAUGACUUCACAGAGGAGCGCCUGGCCAAGCUGCAGGACCCGUUCUCGCUGUACCGCUGCCACACCAUCAUGAACUGCACACAGACCUGCCCCAAGGGUCUGAAUCCAGGCAAAGCAAUUGCUGAAAUCAAGAAAAUGAUGGCGACCUACAAGGAGAAGAGAGCUGUGGUUUAACAUCCCCUGCUAGGCAUGGCUUAGGACCAGCUCAGAGCUGGAUGUAAUUUAUGUCUCGUUGGGAUUCCUUGCAAGGUCUUGAUUUUCCAUGAACAUUUCAUGUAAAAUAAACAUUUCAAGAAAUAAAUAAACGUUACUUCAUUAACAAAAGCAAGCC
Messenger RNA from Fukomys damarensis (Damara mole-rat), 1065 nucleotides. RefSeq names its product succinate dehydrogenase complex iron sulfur subunit B (gene Sdhb). Gene Ontology annotation, biological process: respiratory electron transport chain; tricarboxylic acid cycle; aerobic respiration. The record is from RefSeq and is a predicted model, not a curated record. NCBI's taxonomy places the organism in Eukaryota, Metazoa, Chordata, Mammalia, Rodentia, Bathyergidae. The transcript has 8 exons. Bases 66 to 908 code for a protein of 280 amino acids. Gene Ontology annotation, molecular function: electron transfer activity; 2 iron, 2 sulfur cluster binding. Gene Ontology annotation, cellular component: mitochondrial membrane.